UGCGCUGUGAUGUGCAAGCAGCGAUAAACUAACAUAGUCUAUCGAUAGUUUGAUUAUCGAGCCAACGCAGCGCAACAACAACAAGCGAAAAAAAGAACAAGCAAGCAAAAGAAAAGCCAACGAAAAAAAUUUUUUGUGCCCUUCGUGCGCUACUUAGUUGCUUCCAAAUAGACACAUUACAACACUAAAGCAUAUUUGUUUAAAUGGUAAUAAAUGUGAACGUGGAAAAUUAUAACAAAUCGAGUUCCAGUUCCUACACAAUAGUGCAACGCAACCACAACAGCAGCAGCAGAGGUAGCAGUAUCAGCAGCAGCAGUAACAACAACAACAGCUUUGCUUUUUCUUGCAACGCAACGAAAAAUUUAAACCUUUGCCAUUAUGUCCUGGACAGAGAAGGUUGAUCCAGAGCUCAUCUUUACGAAGCAGGAGCGCAUUGGCAAGGGCUCCUUUGGUGAGGUAUUCAAAGGAAUAGACAAUCGCACGCAGCAAGUGGUGGCCAUUAAAAUAAUUGACCUAGAAGAGGCUGAAGAUGAAAUCGAUGACAUACAGCAGGAAAUUAUGGUGUUGUCGCAGUGCGAUUCACCUUAUGUGACCAAGUACUAUGGAUCCUUUCUUAAAGGCACCAAGUUGUGGAUUAUUAUGGAGUAUCUAGGCGGUGGCUCUGCGCUGGAUCUAAUGAAGGCAGGCAGCUUUGAGGAGAUGCACAUUGGCAUCAUUCUGCGGGAAGUGCUUAAGGGAUUGGACUAUCUACACUCGGAGCGCAAGCUGCAUCGUGAUAUCAAGGCAGCCAAUGUGCUGCUCAGCGAACUGGGUGACGUCAAGCUGGCGGACUUUGGUGUGGCUGGACAGCUCACCAAUACCACAUCAAAACGUAAUACAUUUGUUGGCACACCAUUCUGGAUGGCACCAGAGGUCAUUAAACAGUCACAGUAUGAUUCCAAGGCAGACAUUUGGUCGCUGGGCAUAACAGGCAUAGAGCUGGCCAAGGGUGAACCACCCAAUUCGGAGCUACAUCCCAUGCGUGUGCUCUUUCUAAUACCCAAGAAUAAUCCGCCACAGCUGACGGGUAAUUACAGCAAGUUCUUCAAGGAGUUUGUUGAGGCAUGCCUGAACAAGGAUCCUGAGAAUCGACCCACAGCCAAGGAACUGCUCAAGUAUCCGUUUAUCAAGAAAGCCAAAAAGAAUGCUUAUUUGAUAGAUUUGAUUGAUCGCUUUAAGAAAUGGAAGGUGUCCAAGGGCGAUGAGAGUGAGACCGAGUCGGAAAAUUCAGACUCUGAUUCCGAUGCCAAGCAGGGCGGCGGAGGCAGCAGCCAGGAUGAGCCCUGGAUUAUGACUGUGAAGGGUCUGCAUAUCAAUAGCGCUCCGCGUGCGGGCGUCAACAGUUUCCAGUUACAGGAACAUGAGCUGACUAUGCAGAAACUUAUGGCCACAACACAUAGCCCUUCAAGUGGCAGCAGCGCAGCUGGCGGCAAUGCACAAAUUGCCAGCGGCAGCAACAGCAGCAACAGUAUUGCGACAAGCAGCGACGUCGUCGCAACAGCAACAGCGGGCAACGCUGGCAGCAACAAUAACAACAAUAACAAUAAUAGCAACAAUAAUAACAUAAGCAACAAACAUGCUUCAACUACCAUGUUGAAUGUGGCUUCAUCAGCUUCCGCCAGCAGCAACAACAGCGCAGGAGGCGCCACAGGAAAGCUGCUGCAAGUGAGCAGCUCUGCCUCAGCCAAUGAGUUGAUGCAAAAGCAGCGUGCCAGCUCCAAGCCAGAGUUGCGACAGUCGCGUUCUGUGGCCACGCUGGAGCAGGUGGAGGAGCGACGUGCCUCCUUGGGACUACCUAUGAGUCUGGAGCAGCAGCAACGUGAGCAGCAGCGUCGCAGCAGCAAUCGUGAAACAUUCCAUGCAACCAGCACCAACAGUAGCAGCAACGUCAACGAGGCUUCCAAUCAGUCCAAUCAUGUCAAGCUGUCGUCUAGCCAGGGACAGUUACAGCCACAGCGACAUCAUACAAACAGCGCGUGUCUCAACAAUUUCCUAUUCCCUGUUCUGAGCGAUAUACAACGCAAAUACAAUAGCAGCAGCAAGAAUUUGCCCAGCAUGCAUGGUGUGGGCGUUGGCAGCGACAUUGGUGACCUCAAGUCCGUUUUUGAGCUGGCUGAACGCUCUAGCCCGGGUGUCAGUGAUUUGUUUAUGAAGGAGCUUAUUCAUAUGCUUGUGCCGGGCUAUUCGGAGACGCGCAUUAACAAUAUUAUGGAACGCGCCAUACGCAAUCGCAAGUAGAUUACGGGCAACCAAAUUCCAACAAGUUAAAUACAUUAUAUUCUAUAUACAAUACUUACUAUAUACAUGUUAAUUGAGAGUAUCCCCCGUCAACAUAUAUUCCGACUUAGUGGCCAAUGGAGCAAGCAGCGUUAGACUUAUGAAAAAAAACGAAAGUUUAUAUAUAUAAAUACAUUUGUAGUUGUAAAAUGUACGUAUUUCAACUGAGCCAUGUGGCAAAAAUGUUUAUUCAACGGUUAUUUAGGCAUACAAAAUAUGUAUUCGUUUGUUUAUCUGCAA
Molecule: messenger RNA, 2556 nt
Organism: Drosophila busckii
Lineage: Eukaryota; Metazoa; Arthropoda; Insecta; Diptera; Drosophilidae
Gene: GckIII
Product: serine/threonine-protein kinase 24
Exons: 1
Coding region: 379-2277 (632 amino acids)
Biological process (GO): protein phosphorylation
Molecular function (GO): protein kinase activity; ATP binding
Source: RefSeq, a predicted model, not a curated record